This is a messenger RNA of Cololabis saira (Pacific saury), 734 nucleotides long. It is a transcript of the gene ppil3, whose product is annotated as peptidylprolyl isomerase (cyclophilin)-like 3. Gene Ontology annotation, cellular component: catalytic step 2 spliceosome. The record is from RefSeq and is a predicted model, not a curated record. Gene Ontology annotation, biological process: protein folding; protein peptidyl-prolyl isomerization. Gene Ontology annotation, molecular function: peptidyl-prolyl cis-trans isomerase activity. Lineage: Eukaryota; Metazoa; Chordata; Actinopteri; Beloniformes; Belonidae. The transcript has 6 exons. Bases 45 to 530 code for a protein of 161 amino acids.
CGGACGAAUUUCUCCGACGCACCCAGUACACCGAAACAUUUGAAAUGGCGGUCACCCUCCACACAGAUGUAGGAGACGUUAAAAUCGAGUUGUUUUGUGAGCGCGCCCCGCGAGCAUGUGAGAACUUCCUUGCUUUGUCUGCCAGCGGGUUUUAUGUUGGCUGCACCUUCCACAGAAACGUAAAAGGCUUCAUGGUUCAGACUGGAGACCCGACAGGCACUGGAAAAGGAGGAACUAGUAUCUGGGGUCGCAAAUUUGAAGAUGAAUUCAAUGAACACUUGAAGCACAAUGUCAGAGGAGUUGUCUCGAUGGCAAACUCUGGUCCCAAUUCAAAUGGCUCCCAGUUUUUCUUCACCUAUGCCAAACAACCUCACCUGGACAUGAAGUACACCGUCUUUGGAAAGAUUAUUGAUGGCUUGGAGACGCUGGAUGAGCUGGAGAAGCUGCCUGUAAAUGAAAAGACAUUCCGACCCCUGGAGGAAAUCCGGAUAAAAGAUGUGACCAUGCAUGCCAAUCCCUUCGCUGGGUAGCUCACGUUAGUUUUAGAUGAUGAGGCACAAAUUGUGUUAUAUCCACUAACAUGGGUGUCCUGCAGAAAUGGGAAACCUGCUGUAGAGGGAGGAAACAAGUACUGAUGUAACUUCAAGCCUUCUUUUUUUUUUUUUAAUCAACAUUUUGAAUUCUGAACAACCAAGUUGACUUCGGUUUGUUUUUGUUUUUAUUCUUGUGAUGUA